AUGGAGAACUACACCUACAACAGCUACAUCCUCCAGUUAGAGGGCUUAAACACUUCAAAGGAUUCUCUCUACCCCGCCUUUCUUUUCUUGUUUUUCUCCUACCUGUUUAUAAUGAUUAUAAAUGUGGGCAUUACUAUUUUGAUUUUCAUGAACAAGAAUCUUCACCAGCCCAUGUAUCUCCUUUUUUGCAACUUGCCAUUGACUGAUAUUCUUGUAACCUCUAUUGUGGUGCCCCGUUUGCUUAUAGACCUUAUGAGACCUCCAUCUGAGCGCCUCAUUAGUUAUAAUCAGUGUGUUGUUCAGGCCUACAUUGCGCACUUGGUUGGAACCACAAGUCACACUGUUCUCAUGAUUAUGGCCUAUGACAGAUAUGUGGCUAUUUGUAAUCCUUUUCACUAUGUUUCCAUAAUGACCAACAAAAUGAUGAUCAAGCUGACAGUUUGUGCCUGGGGAGUGGCCUUUGUUUUGGUCGGGAUUCUUCUAGGUCUGACCACACGACUGAGUCGAUGCAGGACUUUGAUCACAAACCCCUACUGUGACAAUGCCUCAUUGUUUAAACUUUCCUGUGAAAGUGUGGUCAUUAACAACAUCUAUGGUAUCACUUUCACUGUGGCUGUUUAUGUGGGCUCUAUAGGGGCAAUGGUUCUUUCCUAUACAAGCAUUGCAGUGGUUUGUCUGACCAGUAAGAACAAGUCUUUGAACAGUAAAGCGUUGAAGACCUGCAGCACUCAUCUGGUUGUUUAUCUGAUUUUGACACUUAGUGGAAUGGCACUUAUUACUCUGCAUCGCUUCCCUCAGUACACAGAGUACAGAAAAAUCUUUGCUGUUUUGUUUUCUAUUUUUCCAGGCAGUCUGAACCCCAUUAUUUAUGGUGUGCAGUCCAAAGACCUACAAAAAGCCCUUUUGAAGUUUUGUGUAUCCAAGAAGGUUUUGGCAUCAUAA
This is a messenger RNA of Pundamilia nyererei, 942 nucleotides long. Its product is annotated as olfactory receptor 52N2-like. Gene Ontology annotation, biological process: G protein-coupled receptor signaling pathway; detection of chemical stimulus involved in sensory perception of smell. Gene Ontology annotation, molecular function: G protein-coupled receptor activity; olfactory receptor activity; odorant binding. The record is from RefSeq and is a predicted model, not a curated record. The transcript has a single exon. Bases 1 to 942 code for a protein of 313 amino acids. NCBI's taxonomy places the organism in Eukaryota, Metazoa, Chordata, Actinopteri, Cichliformes, Cichlidae. Gene Ontology annotation, cellular component: membrane.